UGGCCGCGGUACUGCGACGCUUGUAAACGCCAAACGGAAACAUUAAAUACACAACAGUCCAAAGACUUAUUCAUUACUGUAAUUUAACUAGUUCCUUCUUUCAUAACAACACUACCAAAAUGUUUCGUUCUACAAGCCAAGCGGCAGACCGUUGGCCGGGUUCUUCUAAAGCUAAGGAGAAUGAUAGCGAUGAAACGUAUAGUUGUGAUCGAUGUUCUGAAGGCGAAUGGUACAGCGAAACAGAAGUAGACGUGCACAAGCAGACAGUGCAUAAAAAGGAAUUGACGAAUUUGGUGCUUGGAAACUUGGAAUGUUUGUGUAAAAUGUGCAUACAAAUAUUUGAAGACAAAGACGAACUUAUAAAACACAUAAAAACCGACCAUCUAUUCAGCUCCGAAGACGCGACGCGCGUCGAGCGCGAGGUCUUCAUAUGUGACGAAUGCCAGAGCAUUUUCUUCAACAAACAACACCUGUCGGUCCACAUUAUUUACAACCACUAUAGAAUACGAGGGCUGGCGCGCAUCGAGUGUCCAAAGUGCCAGAAAUACGUGAAGAUCAGAACGCUCUGGUUCCACUUUCAAGUCCACAAAUUUCAAAGUGUUGCCAGCUGCAAGAUAUGCUUCCACAAGUGCAAGAACAGGCAACACCUGCGAGAGCACAUCAAGGGUCACGCCAAGCACCUGGUGUGCAGCAUCUGCCAGUACGAGACUAAGAAAGAAGACUUGUUCAAACAGCAUUUGGCCUUGAAACAUAGGAACAGCAAUGCGAUAGCUUGCAGCCCACAAUCGUACUUCUUGCCUAAAUGCGAGGAGGUUAAAAUACCGAGAGUGUCGUGUUUCCACGGGUUGUCACUGACGAACGGCGUGCGUCUGUGUGUGUUGUGCCGCGAGAUAUGUGUGAGUGAUCAAGAAAUGCACGAACAUAUAAAAGAGCAUAUGGCUGUGGAGAAAAAGUUGCCACAGUGCUACAGUUGUGUGUGUGGUGAGCAGUUUUUAAAUAAAGUGCUGUUGAAACAUCAUAUUUUUAAAUUGAAGGGCUCUCAUAGACAAAAGGAGGACUAGGUGUUGUGGUUUAUGGAUUAGUUUUUUUUUUGUCAUAAGUAGAAAUGUUUUGUAAUAGUUGCUAUUGUAAAAGAUAAUUUGAUCUGUGAACAAUUUUUUGUUGAUAUUUUAAUUGUAGUUACCUGUUAAAAUCAACAAUAAUAUGGUUAUUUAACAAAUGAAAAAGUACGAGAAAGUUUGGCGCCAAAAAUCCGCCAUUUUCUCGUUUAGUUCAGUGUCAUAUAAAAAUAAAUUGAUGUACAAGAAGUUUUAUAUUAUUCUUGUAGGAAAUUAUGAAAAUUUUUAUUAAAAUCAACAAGCUCUGUUUUUACGAAGUUUUUAAUUUCAUAUUGACACUUUUAAUAAUGUCAUUUUUAUGUUAAUAAUCUAUGGCUUGAAAAAUAUGCAAGUAUAAUAUUUAUUAUAAAUAUUUAUAAGUCA
Zerene cesonia (dogface butterfly) is the source of this 1481-nucleotide messenger RNA. RefSeq names its product zinc finger protein 423-like. The record is from RefSeq and is a predicted model, not a curated record. Gene Ontology annotation, biological process: regulation of transcription by RNA polymerase II. Lineage: Eukaryota; Metazoa; Arthropoda; Insecta; Lepidoptera; Pieridae. Gene Ontology annotation, cellular component: chromosome. Gene Ontology annotation, molecular function: chromatin insulator sequence binding. The transcript has 2 exons. Bases 120 to 1061 code for a protein of 313 amino acids.